This is a messenger RNA of Symbiodinium natans, 618 nucleotides long. Lineage: Eukaryota; Dinophyceae; Suessiales; Symbiodiniaceae. The record is from the annotation of a GenBank genome assembly.
AUGACAAUGAAGCCCCUGUUAAGCAGCAAGCAUUGUCCAGGCAUGCCGGUCUCUCUCUGGGUUUUACGUCCCCGUGCCUCUGCCCCUGACUCCAGCUCAGGUCCCACGAUCACCGGGUCCAGCAAGAUCGUGGUUCUUCCGCCCCAGGGUGCGGCCAGUGUGUUGACGGCGCGGCAGAAGUUGCAGCUCUUGGGUCAGCCGUUCGACUUGAUCGAGGUCCCGCCCGAUCUGGAGGAGACGGCUUUGUCCAAGCUGGCCGGCAAUUGUCAGGACGUACAAGCUGUUGCUGUGAUGUUACUCCUCUGCCUGGGCAUUGUGCACUGGGACGCAGCGUCGAAGGGUCCUCCGUCCCGGUCUCCUGCAAAAACAUGGUGUGCCCCUCCCAGGCUAUACUUUUGGCGCAAAGGCACUUUGGUCGAUCAGGCCAGCAGCAAGACCAGGAAGAAUGUGAAGAAGAAGGGCCUGAAGAUCAAGAAGCCACAAAGGAAGCGGGAGAGUGCCGCCUCAGCCUCCGGUCGGAGCAAAGCAGCCAGCAGCGGUACGCGAAGCCAGACGACGGUCGGUCGGUCUCAAAGGUCUCCCUCAAAAGCGGGGAGCAGAUUCAAGGACAUUUGUUGA